This is a messenger RNA of Trichoderma reesei QM6a, 801 nucleotides long. RefSeq lists its product as uncharacterized. The record is from RefSeq and is a predicted model, not a curated record. The transcript is spliced from 2 exons. Lineage: Eukaryota; Fungi; Ascomycota; Sordariomycetes; Hypocreales; Hypocreaceae. Bases 1 to 801 code for a protein of 266 amino acids.
AUGGCUUCAGCUGCCACUGCCAGUCGCCCUGUGGCCGUCACCGGCUCCGUGCCCCUCCCCUCCUUUUCGGGCACUGAGGGCGCCUACAUGCUGCCUCACCACCAGCAGGAAAUCGACCGCCUGACGCGCCAGCACCGCUUCAUGAACUCGACGACGGGCGGGCAGCUGCUCAUCACGCCCAACAUCAAGGAGAAGAAGGAGCUGCGCGUCCUGGACUGCGGUGCUGCAGAUGGCACCUGGCUGCGUGACCUGCCUCGCCAGCUCCCAGACCACAAGCUGGAGCUCCACGGCGUCGACAUCGGCUCAACCCUCUUCCCGCCUCCGUCUGCCGACGUCGAUCUCCGCGAGCACGACAUUCGCAGGCCCUUCCCCGCGUCCUGGGGCUGGCAGUCGUCCUUCGACGUCAUCCACCAGCGGCUGCUCAUCUGGGGCAUCAAGUCGGUCGAGUGGCCCGUCGUGAUCAAGAACCUGGUCGAGGGCCUCAAGCCCGGCGGCUACAUCCAGCUCGUCGAGGCCGAGUGGAUCAGCCACGACAAGCCGGCGGACCCGGCGACGCGGCCGCAGCUGCACAAGCAGGCCCUCAUGCAGGAGUGGUCGACGGCCGGCUUCGGCAUGGACAUUCACAUUGCGUACAAGCUCGAGGGCCUGCUCAAGGACGCCGGCCUCGAGGACGUGACGACGGUGCAGUUUGACCAUGGGUACGGCGCGCUGGCCAAGGCCGAGGACCAGAAGAAUGCGUCGGCCGAGCUGUGGGUUGAGUGCUUCCGGACUCUGGACGAGAAGAUUCCUGGUACGUUUUGA